AUGUAUGAAAGACCAAAAGGAAUAGAAAACUGUAGAAUUUGGAUCGAUGGAUGCUUUGAUUUUGCGCAUCACGGUAUGGGCCACGCGGGUGCAAUGCUUCAAGCAAGGCAAUUAGGAAAAGAAUUAUACGUUGGGGUACACUCAGAUGAAGAAAUAUUGCUUAAUAAGGGUCCUGUGGUGAUGAAAAUGGAUGAGAGAGUAACAGCUGUUGAAGCGUGUAAAUGGUCAACAGAAGUAAUUCCAGGAGCACCAUAUGUUACUGAUCCGAAAAUAAUGGAUAAAUACGACUGCAAGUAUGUUGUACACGGUGAUGAUAUCACUACUGAUGCAGAUGGAGAAGAUUGUUAUCAAUUAGUCAAGGAUUUGGGAAGGUUUGUUGUUGUUAAAAGAACGCCUAAUAUUUCCACGACAGAUUUGGUUGGGAGAAUGCUACUAAUGGACAAAGUACAUCAUUAUGCAUCUCUUGAAAAUUGUAGAGAUGUCAAACAACAUGAUUUGUUCAAACAAGAUAAUUUAGAGAAGUUCAAGGCGUAUGCGUCGGACGAAUCUGGAUUGCAGCUAGGUUCUAGCGUGUAUGUAAAUUCCUAUGGAAAUUCAGAACUCACUGCAUUGUUCUCCUCUCCAAAGCCUUUUCAUAAAAUUAGUUACGUCGAUGGUGGCUUUGACCUUUUUCAUCCAGGUCACAUUGAAUUAUUAAAAGUAAUUGCCGGAAAAGCAAAGGAAGAUGGUUCGAGUGUGUUGGUUGGCAUUCAUGAUGAUCCUACGAUAAAUAAAAUUAAAGGGCUCAAUUAUCCCAUCAUGAAUAUUUUCGAGAGGUCUUUGUGUGUCUUGCAAUGUCGUUAUGUAGAUGGUAUAAUAUUGGGUGCCCCUUACAAGCCAUCUUCAGAGUUUUUGGAGAAGAUUCCAGGAAAAGUAAUCAAGGUAUAUCAUGGACCAACACCGAUUAUUGACAACGCUUACGAUGAAACUAAAGAGCAAGGCUUGUAUGCGAAAAUCGGGAGGCACAAAUAUGACGAUAUGAAUACACAAUUCAUUGUUGAUAGAGUUUUGAAGAAUAAGGAGGCAUAUGAAGAAAGACAAAAACGUAAAGGUUGGAAAAGCGAAAGAGAAUUAUUGCUACAGCAGCAACUGGAAAGUUAUUGA
Messenger RNA from Priceomyces carsonii, 1143 nucleotides. RefSeq names its product ethanolamine-phosphate cytidylyltransferase (gene MUQ1). The transcript is spliced from 2 exons. Gene Ontology annotation, cellular component: cytoplasm. Gene Ontology annotation, biological process: phosphatidylethanolamine biosynthetic process. The record is from RefSeq and is a predicted model, not a curated record. Gene Ontology annotation, molecular function: ethanolamine-phosphate cytidylyltransferase activity. The coding region runs from base 1 to 1143 and encodes 380 amino acids. Lineage: Eukaryota; Fungi; Ascomycota; Pichiomycetes; Serinales; Debaryomycetaceae.